ACGGACCGGUUUGGCGGAGAAGCGAGGAGUGAGAGACAUCCAUGGCCGGUGCGAGCGCUGCUCCUUCGGGCCCCAAGCCCGGCGGCCCUCGCCGGCUGAAUGUGAACGUGGGCGUCCUAGGCCAUAUCGACAGCGGCAAGACCGCCUUGGCCCGAGCUCUCAGCACCAUCGGCUCCACCGCCGCUUUCGACAGGGCCCCACAGAGCCGAGCUCGGGGCAUCACCCUGGACCUGGGCUUCUCUUGUCUCUGCACCGAGCUGCCUCCGCACCUGGGGCCCGAGCCUGGGCUGCUCCAGCUGACCCUGGUGGACUGCCCGGGACACGCCUCCCUUAUCCGUACCAUUAUUGGAGGUGCUCAGAUUAUUGACUUGAUGAUGCUUGUGAUAGAUAUAACAAAAGGGAUGCAGACUCAGUCAGCUGAGUGCUUGGUGAUUGGACAGAUUGCAUGCCAAAAGAUGAUAGUGGUUUUGAACAAAAUCGACCUUCUUCCAGAGGUUAAGCGACAGGCUGCUAUUGACAAGAUGACCAAGAAAAUGCAUAAGACCCUGGAAAAUACUAAGUUCCAUGGAUGUCCUAUAGUUUCUGUUGCAGCAAAACCUGGUGGUCCAGAAGCCCCAGAAACUGUGACUCCAAUAGGAGUUUCUAAACUAAUUGAGGUCUUGAAGUCAGAAGCUUAUAUACCAACAAGAGAUCCUUCAGGAUCAUUCCUUAUGGCCAUUGACCACUGUUUUUCCAUUAAGGGUCAAGGCACUGUGAUGACAGGAACUAUUCUUUCAGGCUCUGUUAAUAUUGGAGACAAUGUGGAGAUUCCUGCCUUGAAGGUGACAAAGAAAGUAAAGUCAAUGCAGAUGUUUCAUACACCAGUAACUUAUGCCAUGCAAGGGGAUAGGGCUGGAAUCUGUGUAACCCAGUUUGAUCCAAAGCUGUUGGAACGAGGCCUGAUUUGUACACCUGAAUCUCUCCAGACGAUCCAUGCUGCCAUUAUCUCUUUAAAGAAAAUCCCAUAUUUUCGAGGUACUCUUCAGACAAAAGCAAAGUUUCAUAUUACAGUUGGCCAUGAGACUGUUAUGGGAAGAGUGAUGUUCUUCAGCCCAACUCCUAAUGACUUCAGUAAAGAACCUAUGGAAAAUUAUUUUGAUUUUGAAAAGGAAUACCUUUAUCAAGAGGAAUAUCUUUCCAAUGAUUCAAAGUCCUCAGAAGAAAACAAGGAGAAUGGCCAGGUUGGAGAAAGACAGCUCCCGAAACAACAGUGGGCCUUACUUGAGUUUGAAAAACCAGUUACUUGUCCUAAAUUUUGUCUUGUAAUUGGCUCAAAAUUGGACACUGAUAUUCAUGCAAAUACUUGCAGAUUGGCAUUUCAUGGGAUACUUCUCCAUGGAAUGGAAGAAAAAAAUUAUACAGAGGAAUGUCUGCCAAAACUCAGGGUUUACAAGCUGAAACAUAAGGAAGGACAAGUGGAACGGCUGUGUGAUGAUUACAGUGUGAUUGGUCGUUCAUUAUUUAAAAAAGAAACAAACAUCCAGAUGUUUGUGGGGUUGAAGGUCAAGCUAUCUACAGGAGAGGAAGGUAUAAUAGAAGGUGGCUUUGGACAGAGUGGAAAAUUUAAAGUCCGCAUUCCAG
Messenger RNA from Python bivittatus (Burmese python), 1620 nucleotides. NCBI's taxonomy places the organism in Eukaryota, Metazoa, Chordata, Lepidosauria, Squamata, Pythonidae. The record is from RefSeq and is a predicted model, not a curated record.